GGAGGAGGGGUUCGGAUUUAAGGUCUCCCUGGCCUGGCACGGGGGUCUCUUGGGGGCGCCCGCGGGUGUCCCGAGUUCCCUUUUGGCUCUGACCGCGAAGUGGGCGGCCGUGGGGAAAGAGUGGGCGGGGGGGGGGGCGGGCAGCUUCUCCAGCGAGCAACUCCUUCUCUUCCGUUGCUGGAGAGCCGCCGCCGUCGUCUUCAGGAACGUUCUCCCUGAGGCCGUGAAGCGUCAACUGGGGCCGGCCUUUCGUUUUAACAGAUUUAACAGAGUUGGAAGGGACCUUAAAGGUCAUCUAGCCCAACCCUCCCCCCACUCAAGCAGGAGAUCCUACGUCAUUUCUGACAGACGUCAGUCCAGCCCCUUUGGAAGUCUCAAGGGAUGACGCGCUCCCACGACUCCCGGAGGCAACUUCUUCUCUUCCAUAUAGGCUGAUGUUCUCACUCUCAGGAAAAUUCCUCCUUGACUAAAAGUUGUUUUUCUCAUCCAAGUCUUCAGCCAUACGUAGAGGGUCAGCUUCCAGAGUGACACCGGUAAGGCCUCUUCUGCCCCGUAUGUUUUUCUGCCCGUUGCCGGUAGGGCAGUUAUAGGGGAGCUUCUUCAAGCAUACCGCUAGAGGUCGGGCUUCGUCCUGGUCCGUCUCCCAAUACUCAUCAGCGGCCGGCUUUACUCAAGUCAGUCAAUCCAAGUCUUGGCUCCCAACACCUUUACUGCAAGUGGAGAACACCUGACCAGAGUAUAUGGGCCCUUCCUCUUAGGUUUCAAGUUCUCUCCUUUCCAGUGUUUCCCCCCCAUACCCCGUCUCCCACUUGAAUAUUAUGAGUAGAGGUGCUCAGAAAUGGUGGACUGAGGGACGCACAGUAUUUUUGGAUUUCUUGUAUUUGCUUGUUUAAUUCUCCCCAAUUUGACUCACCCAUGAGGCCCCUAGUUGACUUUCAGUUAUGUUCAACUUCAGGACCUGGGAUAGGCCAGAGGGUGGCCGGAUUUAGGGCAUUUCUCUGUUUCAGUGUCACUUGAGGAUUUUGAGUGAGGAGAACUUGAUACUUAUAAAUCCUGGAGUUAGUUAUCUAUAAAUUUCCCUUUGUUUCUAAUGCUCCAUGAAUUGCAUGGCUGGUAUGUCUGGUAAUUAGUUGUCCAGAAGUCAAUUUAUUAGCUUCCUCAAUCAGAAGAGCAGUGGCGGCCAGGGUUUUAAGGCAGUGUGGCCAUCCUUUGCUGCUCCAUCAAGUUUAGCUAUGGAUUGUUGCGAACGUCCCUUUUCUUGAGUCAGGAGGUCAAGCACUAAUAUUACUCUUCGAGUCCACAUAUACAAAUUGAAAGGUUUCUCGAGAUUGGGAAGUCCCACAACAGGAGCUUGAGACAAUACUAACUUUAAAAUCUCAAAUGCCUGUUUUUGUUCCUGCAUCCAUUUCAACUGGGUGGGAAAAUCUGGAAGCUUUCAGAUUCAGAUUUUCCCAGAUGUCAACACGACAUCUCUAAUAAAGUGGAACUUGAGGAAAAUUAAGCCUCGAGGUUUUUUUUGUUGGGGGUGUUUUUUGGAUCCCAGACAUUAACCUAAAUCUCCCUUUAAAAAUACUUAUCAGCUACCCCAAACCUUGAGGUGCUGUCCGGGGUCCUGAGCCCCAGCAUCGCAGCGCGAAGACUCAGGGAAGAUGGAGGAAGAGAAGAAGCCCACAGGGGGAGCCGUAGAUGACAGAUUGGGGAUCUAUGUCGAGACCAUCUACUCACCUUCCCAAGCCAUGGUGGAAGCUGCAGAAGCUGCUGAGAAGGAACACCAGCUGGGAGCCAGGCACAAAGAGCACCUUUGGGAUUCUGAAGCAGGAUGAGAUGGCCAAUUAAAUAAAGACGGUGCAUAAGGAAGUUAACUAGGCAACACCCCUUUUGGGAAGGAAAAGAAGAACCACAUCGGAUGAUGAGCAAGGGCGCCCAAGUGGUAACCGUCUCUAUUUUGGCGUGUCUGGCUCAGAUUCCACAGGUGAAACUGCAAGAGAAUUGUACAAACAAUGAUCCCUGUUCCAACACAAACUGGAUCCAUCACUGGUACAUCUGGCUUGUAGUUGGCAUUGGUGGGCUCCUCCUUCUCUGUGCCCUUGUUUCUGUUUGUUUGAGAUGCUGCUGCUUCAAUUGCCACUCAGGAGAAGAUGCUGGUCCUCAGCCAUAUGAGGUUACGGUUAUUGCUUUCGACCAGGACACCACUCUUCAAAGCACCAUCACCUCCUUCCAUUCCAUGUUUGGACCAGCUGCCAGGAGAAUACUCGCAGUAGCCCAUUCCCACAGUGGAGCGCCAGCAGUGCAUCACCCUGCCCGAACAGAGCCGCCGCCCCCAAUCUAUGAGGAAGCCAUACAUGUGAACAGAUUCACAGUGGCUCGAAGUGGAGAAAGAGUCGGAGAUUUGGAGCUGAUGCCAGAGGAGAAACAGAUAAUCGGUCCUAAGAAAGAAGACCAGGAAGCAGCUUCCACAGUCAGAUGAUCAGCAAAUCUUCCAAAGAAACCUUCACAGACAUAUACAGCUAAUUCAAUUGUUUGAGUUUGA
Messenger RNA from Thamnophis elegans (Western terrestrial garter snake), 2530 nucleotides. RefSeq names its product transmembrane protein 52B (gene TMEM52B). The transcript has 7 exons. NCBI's taxonomy places the organism in Eukaryota, Metazoa, Chordata, Lepidosauria, Squamata, Natricidae. The coding region runs from base 1907 to 2467 and encodes 186 amino acids. The record is from RefSeq and is a predicted model, not a curated record.